This is a messenger RNA of Monoraphidium neglectum, 501 nucleotides long. RefSeq lists its product as hypothetical. Lineage: Eukaryota; Viridiplantae; Chlorophyta; Chlorophyceae; Sphaeropleales; Selenastraceae. The transcript has a single exon. The record is from RefSeq and is a predicted model, not a curated record. The annotation marks the transcript as partial.
CCGGUGUUCGGGCUGGGUGCGAUUGAGGCGGAGGUCAGGAAGCGGCGGCGGUCGGGCAGCGCGGGCGGCGCCGGCUCGUUUGGCGGCGGCGGCGGCGGCGCCCCGCAGCUGACGGUGCAGGUCAGGGAAGCGGCGCCGGCGCAGCAGCAGCAGCAGCAGCAGCAGCAGCAGCAGCAGCAGCAGGAGCAGCUCUUGGUGGACCCCCUCUCGCUGCACCGGCCCUGGUGCCCCUGGGUGGCGGGGACGCCCGGCGGCGGCGCGAGCGGCUGGGCUUGCUGCCUGGCAGCGCUGGUCGAGGCGGGCGCCCUGCGCCCGCCUGCGGCCGGCGCUGCGGCGGCGGCGGCGCAAGAGGCAGCAGCGCAAGAGGCAGCGGGCGCGGGCGCGGGCGGCGGGGCGCUGGCGCCGGUUGAUGUGCGGCGGGUGGAAGAGGAGGUGCGGCGCAGCCGGGCGGCGGCGGCGGCGAAGCUGCGGGCCGCGCUGGACGCGCUCGGCGGGGCGUGA